AUGGGUCUAUCUCCCUCGGGAAACCACCAUCGCCGACGGAGCUCAGUGCUUACCGGGGGCCCUUCACAAGUAGGCCCGACCGAGCAGAGGGACGACAAUCCGCGCACCAAUGGCGACCCUAUCAACUAUAAACGAGACGAACAAAAAGCUGCCGAGGACGCAGACGUGUCCGACCUGUCGUCGAUCGCUGAGAGCUCCGAGGACGACCUCCAAGAUGAUGAAGAAACAGGCCUUACCGCAAAGCAGAAGCGCCAGCGACGGCGGCGAAGAAGGCAACGGAAACAGUUGGAUGCUCGGAUCGCCGGCGUCAAGGGUUCCCAGAGUGAUGUAUUCUCGGUUGGACUGGCGGAUCGAAACGUGAUGAGGAGGCUCAUGGUCAAUGGCGGGCUGAUUCUGAUGUGGUAUUUCUUUUCGUUGGCGAUAUCAAUCUACAAUAAAUGGAUGUUUUCCGAGGACGAGGUCGUCUUUCCCUUCCCGCUAUUUACCACCAGUUUACACAUGCUCGUCCAGUUUUCACUAUCAUCCUUCAUCCUAUGGAUGAUUCCUUCGCUGCGCCCGCGGGCGCCUUCAUCGUCACCUUCCGGAUCACCUAUGAGGCAGCAAGACGGGUCUGAAAAUAGUGUCGUAUCGAAAGUAUUCUAUUUCACACGUCUCGUGCCUUGUGGUGCAGCAACUUCCCUUGAUAUUGGGCUGGGUAACAUGUCGCUGAAAUUCAUCUCCCUCACGUUCCUUACUAUGUGUAAAUCAUCGGCUCUCGCCUUCGUCCUACUAUUUGCUUUCCUCUUCCGCUUAGAAACCCCGUCGGCCAAAUUGAUCGUCAUCAUUGCGACAAUGACCAUCGGUGUCGUCAUGAUGGUCGCAGGCGAGACUGCUUUCAACAUUGUGGGCUUCCUGCUAGUCAUUGCAUCCGCUUUCUUCUCGGGCUUCCGAUGGGGCUUGACACAAAUACUCUUGCUGCGGCAUCCAGCUACGGCGAACCCAUUCUCUACCCUCUUUUUCCUUACCCCCGUCAUGUUUGUCUCCUUAAUCACUAUCGCGCUGGCCGUGGAAGGCCCAUCUCAGAUUGUUACGGGCUUCGUCGCCCUCAGCGACGUUCAUGGUGGCAUGUUUGCGACCUUUCUCCUCAUCUUUCCGGGUAUCUUGGCAUUUUGUAUGAUUUCAUCCGAAUUUGCACUUCUCAAGCGUUCAUCGGUCGUCACAUUGAGCAUCUGUGGUAUCUUCAAAGAAGUGGUUACGAUAAGCGCGGCGGGUGUGAUAUUCCAUGACCAGCUCACUCUCAUAAAUAUUGUGGGUCUGGUGAUUACCAUCAGCAGCAUUGGUACCUACAAUUAUAUGAAGAUCGCCAAGAUGCGUGCUGAAGCUCGGAAGGCCACGUGGGAGCCCGAGCCAGAUUCGGACUCGGAGACGGAAGACUCAGACCCCUCUCGAGGUCGUGGAGGAUAUCACCCCGUUGCAAAUCCGGAAACAACUAUGCUACGCGCUUCGUCGGAUACACGGGACGAUCACAAUGUCAAUAUCACGCCUGAUGAUUCGAUUCUUGGUCGGCGGUCAUUCCGGGUGCGAGCCAGCGGUGCCAGCAGCAGCACGCAUGGGCUUACCAUUUCUACGGCUAACUUAAGUGACCAUGAUAAAGCCUUCUCGCCACGAGUGUCUGCCCCAUCUCCUUUGAAAUCAGCGCCACCGGUCGUGGUCUCCGCCGAAUCUGAGCUGCAGAAAGCGGGACGAAGCCUUGGUGCGGGAAGCCAGCCCCAAUCGUCGCCUGAAAGAUCGUCUUCUAGAGAAAGGCGUUAG
Molecule: messenger RNA, 1791 nt
Organism: Aspergillus nomiae NRRL 13137
Lineage: Eukaryota; Fungi; Ascomycota; Eurotiomycetes; Eurotiales; Aspergillaceae
Product: putative nucleotide-sugar transporter
Exons: 2
Coding region: 1-1791 (596 amino acids)
Biological process (GO): UDP-glucose transmembrane transport
Cellular component (GO): endoplasmic reticulum-Golgi intermediate compartment; Golgi apparatus; cis-Golgi network
Molecular function (GO): antiporter activity
Source: RefSeq, a predicted model, not a curated record